Molecule: messenger RNA, 617 nt
Organism: Triticum dicoccoides
Lineage: Eukaryota; Viridiplantae; Streptophyta; Magnoliopsida; Poales; Poaceae
Product: heavy metal-associated isoprenylated plant protein 47-like
Exons: 2
Coding region: 139-525 (128 amino acids)
Molecular function (GO): metal ion binding
Source: RefSeq, a predicted model, not a curated record
ACUAAGCACCAAUACAAGCCCUGGUUGCAUUACGUGCAUCUGCUGAAGAUCGAUCAGUAGCUACCCAAACCAAAUUCGAUUCUGGCCUCGUUUUGUAUUUCCAAUUGAUUGGCAUCUACCAAACCAGCAGCACGCGAAAUGAAGCAAAAGAUCGUCAUCCAGUUAGGCAUGUCCUGCGACAAAAGCCGGUCCAAAGCCCUCACAAUGGCCGCCAGAGCAGCCGGGGUGACGUCGAUGGAGAUUACCGGCGACGCGAGGGACCGGCUGGAGGUGGUCGGCGACGGCGUCGACUCGGUGUGCCUCGUCAGCUGCCUCCGCAAGAAGCUCGGCCACGCCCAAAUCAUCAAGGUGGAGGAAGUGAAGAAGCCGGAGGAGAAAAAGGAGGACCCGAAGCCGGCCGUGCCCGUGCCCGUGCCCGUGAACCCGCCGCAGUACUACUUCCCGCCGGCCGGCUACUACCACCACCAUUACCCGACGCACAUGGUGGUCUGCGAGGAACAGCCUAGCAACUGCCCGACCAUGUAACUGCCGGAGAACGAUUUUGACAUACUUUAGUUUUGUCGGCAACUAUACUUGCAUACAUGUACUACUUAUAAUAACAGUUUAUAAUAAAUUGA